CUGGGCCGCGCGAGCAGCGGUCCCCGCGCAGGCGGCCACGCGCUCCCGCCCUCCGCCGGUUUCCGCUCCUCCUCCCUUCUCGCGAGCAGAUUCUCCCCGGGCGGCCCCGCGGGAGGGAGGCCGAGAUGGCAGAUGAGAUCGCUAAGGCUCAGGUCGCCCGGCCUGGCGGCGACACCAUCUUCGGAAAGAUUAUCCGCAAGGAAAUUCCAGCCAAAAUCAUUUAUGAGGAUGAGCAGUGUCUUGCUUUCCAUGACAUUUCCCCUCAAGCGCCAACACAUUUUUUGGUGAUACCUAAGAAAUAUAUAUCCCAAAUUUCUGUGGCAGAAGAUGAUGAUGAGAGUCUUCUUGGACAUUUAAUGAUUGUUGGCAAGAAAUGUGCUGCUGAUCUGGGCCUGAAGAGGGGUUAUCGAAUGGUAGUGAAUGAAGGUGCAGAUGGGGGACAGUCUGUCUAUCACAUUCAUCUUCACGUUCUUGGAGGUCGGCAGAUGAAUUGGCCUCCUGGUUAAACAUGCUUUAAGGAUAGUUUUCCUUCUCUAGGCAAUGAUUAAGUUUGCAAGUUCCAGUGUAUUGAACAGUAUACUUGAUUUUGCCUAUGUAUGGAACAACAAAAUGUUAAAAGCUCAUAAUAAAAUACACUGUUGCAUAUUUUA
This is a messenger RNA of Erinaceus europaeus (western European hedgehog), 650 nucleotides long. It is a transcript of the gene HINT1, whose product is annotated as histidine triad nucleotide binding protein 1. Lineage: Eukaryota; Metazoa; Chordata; Mammalia; Eulipotyphla; Erinaceidae. Gene Ontology annotation, cellular component: nucleus; cytoplasm. The coding region runs from base 126 to 506 and encodes 126 amino acids. Gene Ontology annotation, biological process: purine ribonucleotide catabolic process. Gene Ontology annotation, molecular function: hydrolase activity. The transcript is spliced from 3 exons. The record is from RefSeq and is a predicted model, not a curated record.